UCAAAUAAACGAAGGAAAAAAAUUCAUUCAAUAAAAGCUUUAAACGUACGUACGACUCACCGAGUAGUCUCAAUUCGGUGGCGAAACAAUGAAGAAAGCAACACCUGUACGGAAUUCCCAUACCUCCACGGCGGAUCUGUUGACGUGGUCAGAGGUUCCGCCGCGUUCGUCCGCCAAUGCAUCUCGUUCUCGUCGUCCUUCUGAUGGAAUGAGUAAGGUGUUGUUUGGAGGGCAGAUUACUGAUCAGGAAGCUGAGAACUUGAACAAAAGGAAACCUUGUUCAGGGUACAAACUAAAGGAGAUGCGUGGCAGCAAUCUAUUUUCUGCUGUUAGUAAAACUGUUGCAUCAGAACCUGAACCUGUUAAUGCUAAUGUUAGCAACAGGACAUCUGUCCGGAUCGUUCAGCAAGGUGCAAAUGGAGAAAGCCAGAUUUCAUUCAGUACUGAAGAAAAGAUCUCCCCGGAGACGCCUACCACUCCAACAGAAGUGGCGAAUCAGAGCGAGUUGAGUGGAACACCAGAAAGCGAGCUAGAUAGCAAAGUGAAGAAGCAGCUUUCGGAUGCAAAGAGCAAGGAACUUAGUGGAAGUGACAUCUUUGGCCCUCCUGUACAAGUUCCUCCAAGAUUAUUGGCUACUACACGGGCCUCAGAGCCGAAACAAAGCAAAGACAUCGAUGAACCUGCUCCACGAUCUGUACGCACAUCUGUCAAAGUUUCUAAUCCUGCUGGUGGUCGAAGUAAUAUCUUGUUUGGCAGCGAUGAACCUGUUGUGAAGCCAGUAAAGAAAAUACAUAACCAGAAGUUUGCGGAGUUAACUGGCAACAACAUUUUCAAGGGAGAUUACAACAGUCCUCCUGGAUCUUCAGAAAAGCCACUGAGCAGCGCUAAGCUGAGGGAAAUGAGCGGUAGCAAUAUAUUCGCUGAAGAUAAAGUUGAAUCCAGAGUUUGCUAUGGUGGCGUACGCAAACCACCAGGUGGAGACAGCAGCAUCAGAUUAUUUUAAGUAAAUAAAUCACAUCAAACUGCUACUUAUGUUAACCUGUAAAUGAACAUACUUCAGCUGCUUCUGACUAGUGAGGCCUUCUCAUGAUCAUUGUGGUUUUAGGAAUGAGGAUUGUAAAUUUUGAUGUGUCAAUCAUGUCAUAUGAUUAAUAUUAACACCCUAAUUUGAUUCA
This is a messenger RNA of Nicotiana tabacum (common tobacco), 1175 nucleotides long. RefSeq lists its product as uncharacterized. Lineage: Eukaryota; Viridiplantae; Streptophyta; Magnoliopsida; Solanales; Solanaceae. The record is from RefSeq and is a predicted model, not a curated record.